Messenger RNA from Aaosphaeria arxii CBS 175.79, 915 nucleotides. RefSeq lists its product as uncharacterized. Lineage: Eukaryota; Fungi; Ascomycota; Dothideomycetes; Pleosporales. The transcript is spliced from 3 exons. The coding region runs from base 206 to 745 and encodes 179 amino acids. The record is from RefSeq and is a predicted model, not a curated record.
CACAGGCUGACAGGGUGUUUGGGAUUUUGCGGUGUUAAAUUAGAAGUGGAUAUAUCACGUUGAAGCGGGCGUAUCGUAGGUAUAAAGAGCGAGGAACAGCUCGCAUUUCCAUUGCUGCAUACACCCCUCUUAAUAUAUACUACUUCACAGUACUAUACCUCUUCCCAUACAAAAAGUUUCACAACACCCAACAGUCGUUUCCAAAAUGAAGUCCGUCGUCGCCUUGUCUCUCUUCGCUGCCGGUGCCCUCGCCCAGGCCCCAGCCUACUUCAGCGUCUUGUCAACCCGCAGUGCCUCUCCUGUGCACUUGCUCCCAUUGACAGCUCGUGGUGGAAAGUUCUUCCUCGGUGGACCUGGACCAUCUUCCUACUGCCCCCCUCAGGUCGGGGAUGGAUGUCCGUCUGGUAACACGACAGUUUUUGCAGGCGGAGAGGAAACUCUUUCCCUAGGAGUUGUCGUUCCAGGAGGCCAGCAAGUGUACGUCGGCCCUGAUGGUAAUCUGUCAUACACAUCUCCCCACUCUGCAUACAAGCCGGAGGGAUCCAUUGUUGAUGGAUGGUCCAAGGGUUCGACUGGAACGUUCGGAACCUUGGUCUGGGAGAAUGGCCUCGUUGCUUGCCCGGCAGGAGAAGGAGAGGGUUACCAAGUUUUUGGCCAGAUCGAGGGCGUCGAGCGUGACCCCGCGUGCUUGGGUUUCAAUGCCAUUACUGCCAAUGCUACCGACGCCGGUGCAUGGCAGUACUAGAUUAGCAUUGUCCAGCACGGAGAUAGGAUAAUGCGUAUUAAUGGAAUGAAUGAAAGACUGCAAAGAGAAAUCUAAGCAGAUCAAGGGACGCGAAGGAUGGAGGAUAUUAAUGAUAACGAAACCAAAUAUGGCUUUAGCAGGAGACCAUAGCCUGCAACAAUUACCAGAUC